Molecule: messenger RNA, 1194 nt
Organism: Neohortaea acidophila
Lineage: Eukaryota; Fungi; Ascomycota; Dothideomycetes; Mycosphaerellales; Teratosphaeriaceae
Product: CoA-transferase family III domain-containing protein
Exons: 6
Coding region: 1-1194 (397 amino acids)
Molecular function (GO): catalytic activity
Source: RefSeq, a predicted model, not a curated record
AUGACAAGAGUGCUGGCAGGACCUUACUGCACCCAAAUCCUUGGAGACCUCGGUGCCGAGAUUAUCAAGAUUGAGCAUCCGACUCGAGGAGACGACACCAGGGCGUGGGGCCCGCCUUAUGCUUCGUAUACCGCAAGUAGCGGGAAGAAAGGUGCCGGCGAAAGCGCGUACUUCUUGGCUGUGAAUCGGAACAAAAAGUCCAUCGGCCUCAACUUCCAGAGUCCAUCGGGAAAGGAAAUUCUGCAUGGCCUGGCGAAGGACUGCGACGUUCUCGUGGAGAAUUACCUCCCCGGCGCUUUGAAGAAGUAUGGCAUGGAUUACGAUACUCUGGCAAAAGUUAAUCCAAAGUUGAUCUAUGCGAGUAUCACCGGGUACGGGCAGGAUGGGCCGAAUAGCAACCGCGCCGGCUACGAUGUCAUGGUCGAAGCUGAAAUGGGAUUGAUGCACAUCACCGGCCAUCGCGACGGCCCUCCGGCAAAGGUGGGUGUAGCUAUUACCGACUUGACUACAGGCCUAUAUACCAGCAACUCCGUCAUGGCCGCUCUGCUCCACCGGGGGAAGACCGGGCGUGGUCAGCACAUAGACGUCGCCCUCUCCGACUGCCAGGUGGCCAGUCUAGCCAACAUCGCCAGCUCCUCCCUCAUCAGCGGCAAGCCAGACACAGGGCGAUGGGGCACUGCGCAUCCCUCCAUCGUUCCGUACAAGGGAUUCAAAACCAAGGAUGGAGACAUCAUGCUCGGCGGAGGCAACGACAGACUAUUCGGUGUCAUCUGUGACAAACUUGGGAAGCCGGAGUGGAAGAAUGAUGCCAAGUUCAAGACGAAUGCGGAUCGCGUCCAGCAUCGGGAGGAGCUCGAACAGCUGAUUGAGGUGGAGACGAAACAAAAGUCUACGGCUGAGUGGCUGCAACUAUUAGAGGGCAGCGGCAUGCCAUACUCGGCCAUUAACGAUGUCAAGGCUACACUGGAGCACGAACACGCAGUUCUUGCGCGGAAGAUGGUAACAGAGGUCGAGCACCCCUCUUGCGGGCCGAUGAAACUCGUCAGUCCGCCGGUAAAGUUCUCCGAAGCAAAGCCCAGCAUACGCAGCCCGCCUCCCACUCUCGGCCAGCACACGCAGGAAAUCCUGUCGGGUCUACUGGGCAUGAAGGGCGACGAGAUCGAAAAGCUAAAGGCCGAAGGCGUCGUAGCUUGA